AUGGCGCAAUUGGGAAGUAAUUUCCAGCAGGAAUCCGUAAUCAUCGACCAAACAACAGAUUCCAACGCCUCUUAUCGUCUUUCUACGAUACCCUCGACGCAAUUAACCGUUAGUUUUAUAUUCACUUGCAAGUGCUUUAUCCACCAAAACAUUUUCAUGGCUAAUAACCAAGUAUCCGACACCAUACCUACGCACAGGGGUCGGAUUCUCCAGCAGCCCAUUCCGCCAGUUGGGAUCUUGACCAUUACAGAUCGAACUGAAAUCUCCAACACUGUCGAUGAUCUCAUCGAAGAAUUUCAGGAAAUCGCCAACACUGAGCUCAUGCAGUGGCCUAUUAACGCCGAGGGACGCACGAUCGUGAUCGAAUCCGCAGUGGAUAAUUUAAUUUCAGCUCUUAGAUGGAGGCCUCUGGGUUCGAAUGAUUACGACCACAUUUGGAUGCAAUGCCCUGUUAGGGUCACUCUUAACCAUUCCGUGGAAGAAGGACGCGAGGAUAUGGAUUUGGAUUUGGCGCUUCUGCAGUCUUCCCUGCAGGAAGAGGAAACACACAUGAUUCCGGCUGCCGAGGAUUCGAUUGAGUCGUCACUGAAUGAUGCUGCAGCGGCGGAUGAUUCGGAAGAGACUUGCACUAUAUGCUUGGAAGUGAUGCGCGAAAAAGCCACUAGGAUGCCGUGCUCGCAUUUGUUCCACGGAGAUUGCGUAAGGAAGUGGCUGAGGACGAGCCACUAUUGCCCUGUUUGUCGCUUCGAGUUACCGACGGAAAAUUGA
Molecule: messenger RNA, 768 nt
Organism: Andrographis paniculata
Lineage: Eukaryota; Viridiplantae; Streptophyta; Magnoliopsida; Lamiales; Acanthaceae
Exons: 1
Coding region: 1-768 (255 amino acids)
Biological process (GO): protein ubiquitination
Cellular component (GO): cytoplasm
Molecular function (GO): ubiquitin protein ligase activity; zinc ion binding
Source: RefSeq, a predicted model, not a curated record